AGGAUGGAAUCAGAUUCUCUCACUCAGUUACGGGCCUGUGGGACCGUCCUGAUCGCCGACACCGCAGAUUUUGAUAAAAUUACCAAAUUCAAGGCUUCAGAGGGAACAACAAAUCCUUCACUGCUUUACGCUGCGGCGACGAACCCCUCGUACGAACCGCUCAUCAGAAGCACAAUUGCGCACGUCGCCUCGCUUCCGCCCACGAUAACUGCCGAGGAUCGCCUGAGGAUCGCAGUCGAUUUUCUAGCAGUCCAGUUCGGAAAAGAGAUC
Messenger RNA from Truncatella angustata, 270 nucleotides. RefSeq lists its product as uncharacterized. The record is from RefSeq and is a predicted model, not a curated record. The annotation marks the transcript as partial. The transcript is spliced from 2 exons. Lineage: Eukaryota; Fungi; Ascomycota; Sordariomycetes; Amphisphaeriales; Sporocadaceae. Gene Ontology annotation, biological process: carbohydrate metabolic process.